Molecule: messenger RNA, 2250 nt
Organism: Hippopotamus amphibius kiboko
Lineage: Eukaryota; Metazoa; Chordata; Mammalia; Artiodactyla; Hippopotamidae
Gene: DHODH
Product: dihydroorotate dehydrogenase (quinone)
Exons: 10
Coding region: 784-1953 (389 amino acids)
Biological process (GO): 'de novo' pyrimidine nucleobase biosynthetic process; pyrimidine ribonucleotide biosynthetic process
Cellular component (GO): mitochondrial inner membrane; cytoplasm
Molecular function (GO): dihydroorotate dehydrogenase activity
Source: RefSeq, a predicted model, not a curated record
AGGAGCAUGGCGUGGAGACCCCUCAAAAGGUUGUACUCCUCAUGAAGUCAGGGACUCGGUCUGUAGCCCAUCGUUGAGUGCACAGUCACUAUGUGCUGAAAGACUGGAUGAGUGACAGCAUCUGGCAGUGAUAAUCAGAGAAAAGUAUCACGAGCAGUGUUUGAACUUGAUCCAAGAAGACCUGAUGCUCUAUAGAGAACAGACUUGUGGUUGCCAAGGGGGAGUGGGAGUGGGGGAGGGAAAGAUUGGGAGUUUGAGACUAGCAGAUGCAAACUAUUAUAUUUAGGAUGGAUAAACAACAAGGUCCUGCUGUAUAGCACAGGGAACAAUAAUAUCCAGUGCUAAACCAUAAUGGACAACAAUAUGAAAAAAAUAUAUACAUGUAUAUAUAUGUAUAUGACUCACUUUGCGGUACAGCAGAAGUUAACAUUGUAAAUCAACCAUACUUAAAUAAAACUAAAAAGAAAAACAAGAAAAAACCUGAUGCUCCUUAAAAAAUUUUUUUUGCAAUCCUCUUUAUUCUCCUUAAAUGGAAUUUAUGUAUAAUGUAAUCUUGCUAUAUAUAAUUUUAAACAGUCAACAUAAUAUCUUAACUGGAAUAUAAAGGAGAAAUAAAUUAUAAUAAAAUAAUAUGUAUUUCAACCUGUAAAUGUUAGGGCAUGACUUACCUAGGUAGUGAGUUAGGUGUUUAAGCCUCUACUUAGAAAUUCUAGUGCCACGGGAAUGUUUUAUUGUCAAACACCUCAAGCAAAGCACUGAACCAUUCCAGAUGGAUUUUCUGAAAUGAAGCGGGCCCAGGAUGCCAUGGUGAUCCUGGGGGGCGGAGGAUUUCUCUUUGCCUCCUACCUGACGGCCAUGGGGGAUGAGCGUUUCUACGCGGAACACUUGAUGCCGGCUCUGCAGGGGCUGCUGGACGCCGAGACCGCCCACAGGCUGGCUCUUCGCUUCACCUCCCUGGGGCUCCUUCCUCGUUGCACGUUUCAAGACUCUGACAUGCUGGAAGUGAGAGUCCUGGGCCGUAAAUUCCGAAAUCCAGUAGGAAUCGCUGCGGGAUUUGACAAGCACGGGGAAGCUGUGGAUGGACUUUACAAGAUGGGCUUUGGUUUUGUUGAGAUAGGCAGUGUUACCCCAAAACCUCAGGAAGGGAACCCCAGACCCAGGGUCUUUCGCCUUCCUGAGGACCAAGCUGUCAUUAACAGAUACGGAUUCAACAGUCAUGGACUGUCAGUGGUGGAACACAGGUUACGGGCCAGACAGCAGACGCAGGCGAGGCUCACAGAAGGUGGGCUGCCACUGGGAAUAAACCUGGGGAAAAAUAAGACCUCAGUGGAUGCUGCCUCGGACUACGCAGAGGGAGUUCGAGUCCUGGGCCCCUUGGCUGACUACCUGGUAGUGAAUGUGUCCAGUCCUAACACCGCUGGGUUGCGGAACCUUCAGGGAAAGGCCGAGCUGCGCUGCCUGCUGACCAAGGUGCUGCAGGAGAGGGAUGCCCUGAAGGUAGCCCGCAAGCCGGCCGUGCUGGUAAAGAUCGCUCCCGACCUCACGGCCCAGGAUAAGGAGGAUAUUGCCAGUGUGGUGAGAGAGUUGGGCAUCGAUGGACUGAUUGUCACGAACACCACAGUGAGUCGCCCUGCCAGCCUCCGGGGUGCUCUGCGCUCUGAAACAGGAGGCCUGAGUGGGAAGCCCCUCCGGGAUUUAUCAACACAAACCAUCCGAGAGAUGUAUGCACUCACCCAAGGCAGAGUUCCCAUCAUUGGGGUUGGCGGUGUCAGCAGCGGGCAGGAUGCGCUGGAGAAGAUCCAGGCGGGGGCCUCCCUGGUGCAGCUGUACACGGCCCUCACCUACCAGGGGCCACCCGUGGUAGGCGGAGUCAAGCGGGAGCUGGAGGCCCUUUUGAAGGAGCAGGGUUUUACCAGAGUCACAGAUGCCAUUGGAGCAGAUCAUCGGAGGUGAGGAUGGGUCCGUGGGAGGCCUGAUCUGGAACUGUCCUGCUCAAUCAAGUGAGCCUUUGUGGCGAAUGGAGAGAGGAGACCACAUCCCCGAGCCACAAGGGCUGCUCCUCUGGCUGGACUGUAAAAGCCACGCAUGAGGGUCAGCAGAAGCAAUGCAAGACUUUCUUCAGUCACUUGUUGGAUGGGAACUGCUUUCAUGAUUCUUUCUAGAUGCAAAUCCCGGGAUCCUUUAAUAUUACAAGGACAUUAGACAUUUGGAAGGAAAAUCAUGGCAAAAUAAAAUCAUUUAAAAACUGGA